AUACUUGUCAUAAACUAGUUAUUGUAGAAAGAUUGAUUUAAAGAAAUUUGAUUGCUAUAGAGAAGAUGCCAGAGAAGAAUUUAUUUGGAGAUCUGGAAUAACAGAUGAUAAAAUUUUAACAAUCUGCCUUCAUCAUGAAAAGAUUUUUGGUACACACUUUGAAAAGAAGCACACAAAAUGUUGCAAUUUAUUGGACAAGCAUAAAUCAAAAAAAAAAGCAAUCAAAGGGAGUCAUGUAAUAACAUUAGACAUGGCAAAGCAAUUGAGAAUUAAUUUUCCAAAUGUUGUGCCUGGAUAUCACUUUGUCGGAGCUGCUUUGACGCUAUUAUAAGUAAAUUUCAUGAACAAGAUAAUUGUGAAUUUGAGGAAUCUAUUUCAUGUGCUACUUCUGAAAAGUCACGAGAGGCAUUAAAUGUUAGUUUGGAAACAAUAGGUGUAUCCCCCAUAAAACUUCAUGGCAUUCCAAAGCAUCAACGGCUAUCUGUUGGUAAAAGUAAAGUUAUAAAAAUAAUGUCAAAGUAUGAAGAGCAUAUUUCAGAAGUAUAUAAUGUUAGGGAAGAAGAACUGAAGCAUAAAAUUCCUCAUACAAAAAUUAUUGACAAAAGUAAAUGUGAUGAUUUAGACAAACUAACAGCAGAAAUAAAAGAAAAGUUAAUUGUUUCUGACCAAAAAACUAAAAUUCAGUUAUUAACAUUUACACCCGAGUCUUGGUCAAGAAAUUUUGCUGCAAGAUAUUUCAACGUCACUAUAUACCAAAUUAAAGAUAUUGACCAGAUAUUGAAUUGUAACAAAAUGUUUGACUACUGUACUAACAAUAUUAAAGGGAUUAUUUUUUUCAAGAUUGAAAAAGAACGACUGACAGAAUUGCGCACCACUUUGAAAACACGUUUUGAGCUAAGUAGAACAAUCCCUGGAACUAGGAGCUAUCAUCAAUUUAAACCAGAAUCUAUAGAUACUAUUAGCUUUAAACGAACAAGUGAAGAUGUUCAUAUAACAGCCAUUUUUUCUUUUUCUGGUAUUCAAAGUUCUCAAAAUGAUCAGCAAAUUAACAUUGAUGCCUUUAAAUUUGGUUAAUUCAAUAUGUGUAAAUAUGAUGCGUUUGAUUGGACUGGUAUGAUCAAUGAAGUUGAUAAUAUAGAGCAAGAUGUUAUGGUAACAUUUAUGCACCCGCACGGUCCUUUUAAUAAACUUUUCUGGCCAUCUAGAGUAGAUGAGUGUUGGGUUCCAAUUACCAACAUAACUUGUAUAAUUGAUGCACCUGUAACAACAAAUGGACGUUUGUAUACUUUGACCGUCAAUGCAUCUAAGCUAAUCUUAGCAUUAUCUUGACAA
Messenger RNA from Hydra vulgaris (swiftwater hydra), 1332 nucleotides. The record is from RefSeq and is a predicted model, not a curated record. Lineage: Eukaryota; Metazoa; Cnidaria; Hydrozoa; Anthoathecata; Hydridae.